Oikopleura dioica is the source of this 960-nucleotide messenger RNA. The record is from the annotation of a GenBank genome assembly. Lineage: Eukaryota; Metazoa; Chordata; Appendicularia; Copelata; Oikopleuridae.
AUGUCAGAUAAGUGCAAAAAGAAUAAUUAUGAUUUAUGCCUAAACGGUGCAAAAUGUGAUGAGAAAACCGGUCAGUGUACUUGUUCAAAUGGCUGGGAAGGUAGAAGAUGUCAGAGAAGUAGCUGCUUACCAGUUGAGGGGCUUUCUGAGAAAACGAAAAAGUGCGUGGAUGUGGAUACAUUUGUUAUGCUCGCAGAAACACCUUCUAUCCCCUGGAAAAAGAGCCUUGGAAAUCCCAUUUCCGACGAUUUCAUCUCCGCAUCGCAUUAUCUAACCGGCGUCAUUCACGAUCUCCUCAACUCAACCCUCAAUACCUUCAUCGAAGCUCAAGUCACCGAGUUUUCACCUCGAACGAAAGGAAUCGCUUUCCGAACAACAAUCAAGCUCCAAGAAGGCCGAGCCGGUUGGGAUCAAUUAAUCUGGUAUCGCUGGAUGAAAAGAGCAGUCGACUACGCUAGCAUCGAAUCUGGAAGAGCAGUUUUUAUCGAUCCAGAGAGCAUUCAAGUUUUUGACGUUGACGAGUGCAAGCUAGACAUUCACAAUUGCGACGUCAACGCAGAGUGUUUCAAUCAAGACGGAAGUUUUGAGUGCAGAUGCAACGACCCUUUUGUCGACAUUGCCGCGAUAAAUGGCAAGCGAAAGGGAACAGAAUGUUUUGACGCCUGCGAAAAUGCCACUGAAUAUUACACUGUUGAUUACUGUAUGAAUGAUGGCGUCUGCAUCAACGCCCUUGACUCAUUUGAGCCAAUUUGCUCUUGUCAAUAUGGAUUUUCUGGAGAAAAAUGCGAAGUUAGAACUGAAAGUUUUGCCAUGGUCUUUUUGCUUUGGGGAAUCUGCUUCGUCAUCGUAAUUUCGACAGCCAUGGUUUGCGUCUACAAUGCUGUUGCGAAGAAAAAAGGACGGGUUUAUGCCCUCGAUAAGAAAAACUUUCUCUCCGAAGAACCAACUGUAAAUGAAUAA